CUGCAAUGUAAGCUUACAGUCAACCUCGAGCAUAACCAGAUCCCGGCGGUGAGAUGAUUGGAAAUGGAAGCAUUCAAUAUCCGAUUGACCGAAGGAUCGUGAACAUGACUGCGAAUAUGCUUGACCGAGAUCCUAUACUUCUUGUCUCGAUGCCGCGAAGAAAUUGUGAGUUUGUCGAUGCCCCCUUUCUUGAGGAGUAUAUAAUAGACGUCGAAUUCCAACCUUGACUGCAACGAACACCAUCAUCCUCACAUCUUGUACAUCUUCCACAAUCACUCACUACUUGGCAAACCGCACAUCAAAGUCUCUUAUAUACCUACAACAGCCACCAUGGUCGCCAUCUUUCGCGCAGUCCUCUUCGGCAUGGUCGCCAGUUUCAGUGCCCUCGUGAGCGCAGACAACUGCAAGCCUCGUCUGUUUUACUGCGGAACAACCCUUUUGCGUAAAGGCAACUAUUACGACCAAAUCGAGGGGGCCCUGAAAGCCAGUGGGCAGUCGACCAACGAUGCGCACAUUCACAAUGGCUUGUUCUAUUGUACCGGGGGACCGAAUGGCGAGAUUACCUUUCAGGCCUUUUGUGUAAACCAUCUUGUGCUUGUUAUUGCUCCUCAACCGCGGAAGACAUCCGGGGCUAUGGAUUGGUUCGACAGCAGCGUUGAAAAGAUGUGAUGGCAACAGCGUUCAUCCUUGUUUGUCACCACCCAUCACUUCCGCGAUAUCGUUGGGGAUGGAUGAACCGAUGGUUUGGGGUGGCUAGGCUGGCUGUGAGGUGUGUCGUUCCAAGAGGCGGGGCUCAAGAGACUGCUGUGAUGCAAUGCCGGUGUUGUGCAAGGCGAGAGAGAGGCUGUCAACUGCCAUGACUGCCGAGCUUCGUUGGGUUGCUGUCGUGAUGAUGAUGCAUUCGUGCCUUGACAUAUCAACGACUGAGAAGAUGGAAGAAGCAAUCAACAAAG
Messenger RNA from Neurospora hispaniola, 953 nucleotides. RefSeq lists its product as uncharacterized. The transcript has 3 exons. Bases 331 to 669 code for a protein of 112 amino acids. The record is from RefSeq and is a predicted model, not a curated record. NCBI's taxonomy places the organism in Eukaryota, Fungi, Ascomycota, Sordariomycetes, Sordariales, Sordariaceae.